AUGGUGAAAAAGGUAAAUAAUCCUCUGAAGAUCGAUUUCCAAAAAUGUAUUAUUGAAGGUCGACUUCAACAAAUUUUACCAAAACAUAUUACAUCUGAACCAGAAUUGAUCAACAUUUGGACAAUCGAUAUUAAUCCUCAAGAUUCAAAAUAUUUUAUUGCAUUCAUUAGACGUAAUAUUAAAGAGACCGAUCCCAUAUCAUUGUUACAUCUAAAACGUAUCCAAAAGAACCCAAAUGAUAAAUCAUUAUUGAAACUAAUUUUAUGCUCAGUGGAAUAUAUAGCAGACCGUGAAGAUAUAAUAAAACUACUUGAAUCUAUUGAAAAGAAGACCCCCAAUGGAAAUGUUGAAAAAAUCCAAUAUACAAACCUUAAUAAGGAUUUAAAAGUUCCAAAGGAACCUCCUAUUACAAGGGAACUAAUAAAUGAAUGGUCCAAGAAAUUUUGGCCCAUGGUUUGGAAUGGGAAUCCCAAUGAUCAAAUAUUAAACGAUUAUAUCAUUGAUAUGGAUUCUAUUAGAGGAAAAUUAGAUAUUAUUAGCAAACAAUCUCAAUCCUUAGCCAAAUCAAAUGAAAUUCCAGUAGUUUCAUUAUUUGUAAAUCCCUUGGAUCCUUUAAACCAUAUAUUGUCAAUUGAUCAACGAAAUUCCACUAGUGGUUGCCAGUUAGACCAUAGCAUAAUGAAUGGGAUUAAGAAAGUAGCUGAAGAUGAGGUUAAAAGGAGAAAAUUAGAACAAGAGGCAAAGGAAAGUAAUAAUUAUCGAGAAAAGACAUACUUAUGUUUAAAUUUCGAUGUAUAUACCACACAUGAACCUUGCUCCAUGUGUAGUAUGGCAUUAAUACAUUCAAGAAUCAAACGAUUGAUUUUUAUCAAACCAAUGGAAGUUACAGGCAGUUUAAGACCAGAAAGUGGCCACGGAUAUUGUAUGCAUGCAAAUAAAAACUUGAACUCCAAAUAUGAAGUAUUCCAAUGGAUUGGAGAUGAAUAUCCAGUCGGAAGUGUAGAGAACUAUACAUGUUGUUAA
This is a messenger RNA of Naumovozyma dairenensis CBS 421, 1023 nucleotides long. RefSeq names its product Tad3p (gene TAD3). The record is from RefSeq and is a predicted model, not a curated record. Bases 1 to 1023 code for a protein of 340 amino acids. Gene Ontology annotation, cellular component: cytoplasm; nucleus. Lineage: Eukaryota; Fungi; Ascomycota; Saccharomycetes; Saccharomycetales; Saccharomycetaceae. The transcript has 2 exons. Gene Ontology annotation, molecular function: tRNA-specific adenosine-34 deaminase activity.